Molecule: messenger RNA, 1521 nt
Organism: Cercopithifilaria johnstoni
Lineage: Eukaryota; Metazoa; Nematoda; Chromadorea; Rhabditida; Onchocercidae
Source: the annotation of a GenBank genome assembly
AUGAGCGAUUAUUCUCAUUCCUCAUACAGCCAGACGACAACCACCAACACAGCCCCAUCAUCACAUAAACAUAAUAUUCUACCGUCAAAUCCAGCAUCUCAACAACAAAAUACUCGUCCUUCGAUGAACUCGAUCUCUUCCGAUGUGUAUGGGUCACCGAAUUCGCAAAUUCAGUAUCGGCAGUCACUGACGAAUUCUCAUCAUAAUGGUACUUUCCAGCUUAAUCCGAAUGCGCCAUCUUUUCAUCCUGCAUAUUUGUAUCACUUGCAUGAUAUUCCAUCUUAUGUAAAUGCUCCAAUGUACGAUGGAUACUGCCCAGCCAAUGCUUACGAUUAUCAAUUUUCGCAAGAGAUUCCAAUGUUCACUCCAUACAUGGAGCCACCACCAGCAAAUGGUGAUGAUGCGGAAACACUGUGUGCUGAAUUAGGUUAUGGUAAUAACUUUGGGUAUUACGGAUUGCAAGCUAACCUUUCACCUGCUCUCUGCGAACGAAUGCUAUGCAAUGAACGAGCCAAAGAAUUGCAGGAGAUACAAGUCGGCUUGGAGCAGCUAAUAUUAGAGCCGGGUGAAUUUGAAACCUGGUCGAAUGCCAUCAGGGAACGUACUGCAAAUCCGUCAUUCAAAAUUGACGCGUUGAAAAUAACGGUUGAAAUGAUUAUUCAAUUGGCAGCUUUUACAUCAUCAUCACAGACAGUGCAAUACAAUUUGGCAAAAUUAUGUUCAUUUUUGUGUCGUGAUCUGCAUACUUUCCAAGAUGAUAUGAUUGCUAGCUUAUUAAGCUUCCACGAAGAACAAAGAUCUAAUCUCAGUGAUCAACAGCGAAAGAAUCUUUUGCUUUUUUUUGCAGAGAUUUAUGAAAAAUUAGAGUCGAAAACAAGCUCACAGAUGCAGGCUUUUGAGAGCGCGCUAGUAGAGCAAAUCAAGGAAGUCUUAGUGGCUGACCGUUUGGAUGAUUCGAAAGUUAAAGUGGUAGUAGAAGUGCUUAAGCUUACUGGUCGUUAUUUGGAUACCAAUGAAGGAACCUCAAAAAUUAACGAGAUUCUCACACAGCUGAAUGCUAUUGCUAAAGCACAUCCAGCUAUCAGCGACUCUGUAAAGGAACAAAUACUAAGCUUGAAUACAUGGCGCGAGAACAAAUGGGAUGUGAGGAAUUUUCGAAGUAAUAAAGAAGAAAAACCAGCUAUUGAUCAGGGCCGUAGAGAAAAUGAUCAGGGCUUAACGCCGUCCUGCUCAUCCAGUUUCAUCAUUGGGCCCGAUGGACAGCCACUAACCGAAGAAGAACGAGCCUUCUUAGAAGAGAGCUUUCGUAAACUGGAUAAUAAUGACAUGAUCUUGGAUAAUGAUGAUGUGAGCGAUGAGUACGACGAAUUUUUAUCAGCAGUCGCUAAUGAAGAAGCCAAAAAAUGUGUGGCAGAAAUGGAAAUGGCUGAAAUGGAAAAUCAAAUGGCAAAAACUAAUCUAGAUGAUCUGGGUGAAAUCCCUCAAAAUCGGGGUGAAAAUGGCAAAGAUAUGGCAACGUAA